Molecule: messenger RNA, 531 nt
Organism: Penicillium manginii
Lineage: Eukaryota; Fungi; Ascomycota; Eurotiomycetes; Eurotiales; Aspergillaceae
Exons: 4
Coding region: 1-531 (176 amino acids)
Source: RefSeq, a predicted model, not a curated record
AUGCAGUUCAAGAGCCUUCUCGUCGCCUCCCUCAUGGCCAUCGGUGCCGUCGCCAACAAUGGCACUGAUAUUGCUCCCAGUGUCCAGGGCCGCAUCGCCCAACUUGAUCUCGGUUUCAAGCAGACCGAUGUGAUGCUCAACAAGCUGAAGCACAACAUCGGUGGAGUCACUGCCAACGACAUCGUUGUCGCCUACAGAGAGGUCGUUGCCCGCGAGGCAACUGACAUGAUGAUGGCUCAGCCAUGGAAGGCUCUGGAGGACUCCCAGCAGAUGGUUAUCUGCCAGUCCUUCCACUCGCUUGCCCUGACUGGCCUCGAGCUGAAUGCCGACUUCACCUUCGGCGCCAACUACUUCAACCAAACCCAGCGCCACGAACUGCAGCACUGCCUGAACAAAGUCACUGAGGAGACUGGCACCUUCGUCAAGAACGUCGCCAAGACCGCCGUCCCUUACUGCCUGGACAUCAUCCAGGAGGACAACAAGGCGAUCUACCAGUCCAUCCGUGACGCUCGCCAGGCCCUCUCCGCUUAA